This is a messenger RNA of Ictalurus punctatus (channel catfish), 10260 nucleotides long. RefSeq lists its product as uncharacterized. The transcript has 4 exons. The coding region runs from base 780 to 4505 and encodes 1241 amino acids. Gene Ontology annotation, molecular function: nucleotide binding; DNA-directed DNA polymerase activity; DNA binding. Lineage: Eukaryota; Metazoa; Chordata; Actinopteri; Siluriformes; Ictaluridae. Gene Ontology annotation, biological process: DNA replication. The record is from RefSeq and is a predicted model, not a curated record.
UCGAAUGCAUACGAACCUCUUUAUAAAGUCGAGCACUUCGAAAGUUUUAACAUCGGAAAAGGUUCGACCGAAUUUCCAGAGUCAGUUCUUCACUACUUCGAAAGUUUGAACAUCGGCAAAGUUCAACAGAAUUUCCAGACCCCAUGGAUUUCUCGGCAGGUAAAAAUUUGUAUUUUAUUCAAUUAAUAGUUAAAUAUAAAUUGAAAUACAAUGUUUAUGUAAUUAUCCAGUAGGCAAUGAUAUUGAUAUAAACUUAGAACUAAUCAUUCUGAGUACAAAAAUCAUCAUACUUAUCUGGUCAUUAUGUAAUCUGGUACGAUACUUUAUCUAAAUUGUAAAUAUUCAUUACAUUUAUAUUACAGUGCAAGACCGAGUUAAGCUCAUCUGUUUCUAGUGUAUAGACAGCUUGGUGAUUAUUUCUGAUGAUGAGAUUCCCGAAACAACCACUCAGGACCUUUUGAAUCUGAGUUCCACACAAUUUGAGGGAAACGUGUCUAACAGUGAUUACGACGGAGAUAUUUCAGAUACGAGUGCUACAAUAGAAGACCAAGAGGAAAUCAUCUCGGAAACCGACAUUCAACAAGACAUCGAACUACAACAGAUCUGCGCAGUGUGGCGUGAAUUCUUCGAAGCAAAGACUGAUUUAUUGGAAAACUUUGGACAGAUUGAUUAUACACUUGAAUCUGGUCGAGGUACAGAUUUUAUCCCAUUACUGUACAGCACGCUUGAAAAUGUGAAUAGAUGUCUCUCAGUGAGCAUAAAGUUGAUUAGAAAAUUGUAUGAUAGAUAUGGCGCAGAAACGACUGAAAUGCAGUUCGGAUAUGGAGAUUAAAAAAAAGAGAACCGAAAAUUCUCCAUUAUCGCAUGAUUUCUUUUAUGACGGAAACCAGAGUUUUUCAAAUGAUUCGCACACACCCCUGAACCCAUAUUUAACUGAAGCGAUCAACAGGCUGAACGAAAGUUUAAUACCGUCACACCAAGUCGUUAGUGAGAGACCUAAUCAGAGUCCAAAUCACGUCGUAUCAAACACAACGGUAACGCCGAUUGAUAUAUUUUCUGAAUUAAAUCAAUGUCUGUUAGAGUUACAUAAUAACCUAAAUGAACACGGUCAUUCAGUACAAAUAAACCCUGAUCUAAUCGAUGCAGUCAAUCAGUUGAAUGAAAAUUUAAGAUCGUCAGAACAGAACAAUACUCAAAAUGAAAACCCCAGACGAAUUUCCAGUCAAACUGUAUCAAGUACGCCGGUCACGUCGCACGACAUAUUUUUCGAAUUAAAUCAAUGUCUGUUAGAGUUACAAAAUAACCUAAUCGAACAAAGAGAAUCUUUGCAGAUAAAUCCAUGUUUAAUAGACGUGGUGAAUCAAAUCAAUGAAAAUAUGUCAUUACCUCCCGUUCAGAAUAUCGUCUCGACUCCAGAAAACGCUCAGGAACCUAGUCCGUCAUCUUCUCAUGAUAUGAUACACGAACUUAAUCAAAGUCUUAUGAGGAUAAAUGACGGUCUUGUUAACUUAAUCGAAAACCCUGACAAUAUUGCACAAAAUUCGGAAAACGAUAAUGACCGCAACCGCCCAAUGGAAAACAUACACUCACCUAAUACCCAAGAUUCUCAAAUGGAAAACACACAUUCGCCCGAUACCCAAGAUUCUCAGAUGGAAAACUCGCCCGAUAUCCAAGUAGAGCAAGAGGGUGAUGGAUUAGAUCCUAAUAUUAGAAUAAUUAAUAGGGAAAGAUUCAACAACACUGAGAUUAGGAGAAGAGUGAAUUUUUCUUCUAUCGCGAACGUUGACAGCUUUGCAGAUUUUUAUAAUUAUGUUUUAGAGAUUUUAAACAGCGCGAUUGAAAUCGCUAACAAUUUAAUUUCUGCCAAGGAUGUAGUCACCGUUGAAAUUAGAGGUGAUACGAUCAAUGUUUCAUCACGCGUUCAAUUAGACAAUGGUGUCAUCGAUUUAGGUUCUUUUCUAACCAUGCUCGAAAAUGCAAUUCAGAGUAAACGUGAAAUUUUUACCGAUAAUACCCUUGAAAUAGUCGUCCAAAUCGUUCGACCACCUCGGGGUGGUGGAAUUAGAAGGAAAAUAGGCCAUAUAUUCAAAUCAGAAACCCUGCAGAAGAAAAUGCAGCAUCUAUACAUUUUUCACAACAGAGACAACAUGUGCUUCGCCUUGUGUGUUAGCCAACUUUUGAAUCGUGAAAAAAAUGAUUUUGAAACCGAACAAAUCGCUAGAAAAUUACAACACGAUGUGGGAUUAUCCGUAAACACCGCGGUCAGCUUCGCUGACGUACCGAGAUUUGAGAGACAUUUGAAUUGCAAAAUCGUAAUCGUACACUGUUCUGCUAGCAAAGCCGGAUACUCUUUCUUUCAAACUAGCAAGACUCCCCACGAAAAAACCAUUUACUUGUUUUUACAUGACAACCACUAUUACGGGGUUAAAAGUAUCAACGGACUUUUAGGAACGAGUCAUGUUUGUCAUUUCUGCCAUUCGGGGUUUGACGUUUUAUGGAAGCAUAAAUGCGCUUAUAGCUGCAACGUUUGUCACGACCCCGAUUGUUACAAACACCCUAAGAAUGUUACUAAAUGUCCAGAGUGUCAGAGACUGUGUAGCUCCCAAUACUGUUUCGAGAGGCAUAAAGCAAAGAUUCAAUCGCACAAAGGCGAAUAUUCUAUGUGUGAAACGGGAUUCUACUGCGGUAAAUGUAAACGUGUGAUAAGGGAUAAACCUUCUAAUCGAGAGAAUCACGUAUGUGCCCAUUCGAAAUGCAUACUCUGUGGCCAAAAACUCGAUGAGGAUAUCGAGCAUAGAUGUUUUAUACAGAGGGCCAGGAAAGAAAGCGAAAAUACGGAUUAUGUGUUUUACGAUUUCGAGACUAGGCAGGAAACAGGAACACAUGUAGCUAAUUUCAUAUGCUGUAUUGAUUUUAAGGGUGAGGAGUGGGUGGCUGAAGGGGAUGAUUGCGUCAGUGCCUUCUUUAAAAAGUUUUGGUGUAAUGCAUACCACGGAUACAAGUUUAUAGCCCAUAACGCUAGAGGGUUCGAUUCAUACCUUCUGUUAAACCAUUUAGUGAAAGAAGGAAUCACACCCGAAAUCAUAGCACAAGGCGGUAAAAUUUUGUGUUUCAUCGAUACCGCGUUUCGUCAGUCCUACAUUGAUAGUCUAUCGUUCUUACCCAUGAAAUUGAGUAGCAUCCCAAAAGCCAUGGGUUUUUCGGAAAGCAUGAAAGGCUAUUUUCCCCAUUUCUGGAACACCGUAGAACAUCAGGAUUACGUAGGGCCGUAUCCUGACCCUAAGUUUUACGGUGUAGAUGGCAUGAUGCCUAAGGAUAGAGAAGAAUUCUUUAAGUGGUACAGAACGGUUUCUGACAAAGUGUUUGAUUUCAAGAAAGAGAUGGCGGAAUACUGUGUGAACGAUGUAGAAAUUUUGAGAAAGGGUUGUAUAGCUUUCAGACAAGAAAUUCUGGAUAGUACAAAGGUCGAUCCUUUUAAAUGCAUAACGAUCGCAUCAGUGUGCAUGAAAAUCUUUAGAACCAACUUCCUGCGUAAAGACACUUUAGCUAUUCCGCCUCUUGAUAAUUACAUCACCACUCAGAAAUCUUUCUCAACACCUUCCAUACAAUGGCUCGAAUAUGUUUCAAAAACGCAAAACCUACCCAUUCGCCACGCGUUGAACGAAGGUGAAGUCAGGUUCGGUAACUAUUACGUAGAUGGUUACUGUGAGGAAGGGGAAAACCGUAAGGUUUUUGAGUUUCUUGGGUGUUUUUAUCACGGCUGUGAAAAGUGUUUUCCCUCAAUGACCCCGCAUCCUCUUACCAAAUCAAACGCAACCUUCGGAGAUAUCCGUCAAAAAUCGAUGGAGAGAAUUAAGAAUUUGCAAGACACUCUCAAUUUGCAAGUCACUCUGAUGUGGGAACACGAGUGGAAUGAAAUGAAGAAAAACGACAAUCUCGUGCAAAAUUUUCUAAAAGACUUUGACUUUCCUGAGCGUUUAAACCCUCGAGAUGCUCUUUACGGCGGUCGAACAAACGCGUUAAACUUGCAUUAUGUAGCUCAACCCGGUGAGAGAAUCGAUUAUUUCGACUUUACCUCGCUUUACCCAUUCGUAAAUAAGACAAAGACAUACCCGAUCGAUCACCCUAUCAUCAUUUAUCGUGACUUUCAACCUCUGAAAAAUUACUUCGGUAUCAUUAGAGCAAAGGUAUUACCACCUAGGGGUCCGUGGGCACCUGUUCUACCAUUUCGUGUAAAAAGCAAACUCCUCUUUCCUCUAUGUAGAACGUGUGCUGAACAUGAGUUAAAACAUUGUGAUCAUACGGCUCAGGAGAGAGCUCUUAUCGGAACAUGGGCAUCUAUCGAAAUUGAGAAAGCCGUCGAAAAAGGUUACAAAAUUCUAAAAGUGUUUGAAGUGUGGCACUUUCCUAAAAGGUCUGAUAAGCUUUUUACGAGAUAUAUUAUAAUGUUCCUCAAGACCAAACAGGAAAGUUCAGGUUAUCCGUCCUGGGUCGUUGAUGAAUAGGCACACCUCUAAGAUUUAUUAGUUGGAAUGUCAGAGGUAUGGGUAAUCCUGUCAAGAGUUCUAAGGUUUUUACACAUUUGAAACGUUUAAACUAUGAUAUAGUAUUUUUACAGGAGAGUCACUUACGUAUUAAAGAUCAUCAUAGGUUACACUGCCCUUGGGUGAGUCAAGUCUUCCACUCAAACUUUAAUUUGAAGGCAAGAGGUGUCGCUAUUUUAAUUGUCAAAAGGUCACAGUUUUCAUCCACUAACGUUAUUGCUGAUGUGAAUGGUAGAUAUAUUAUAGUUGCUGGUACCCUAAUAAAAAAACAGGUUUUGUUGGCAAAUGUAUACGUUCCAAACUUUGAUGAUGUGGUGUUUGCUAAUAGAUUGUUGAGCAACCUCCACUUUUUAAAUACUCACCUGUGGAUUUUCAGUGGAGAUUUAAAUUGUGUUUUUGACCCAAACUUGGAUCUGUCUAAUCACCGUACUCUGAAUCAAUCUGCUAUGUCUAAAACAUUUUCUGAUUUUAUGUGUCAGAACAGUGUUGUUGAUCCAUGGAGAUCCUGUAACCCCUCUCUUAAAAAGUUUUCUUUCUUCUCUCAGGUGCAUCAUUCCCAUUCGAGGAUUGAUUAUUUUUUCUUGUAUCCCUGAAAAAAAAAUCUUAAUUCUUGUGUAGUUUCUUCUGUCUAUUUGGGUAUUGUAAUUUCUGACCAUAUGUCUCUACAAUUAGAUAUUCAUCUUUCUUUAUAAACAUAGCCCACCGCCUUGGAGAUUUAAUUCUCUUCUUUUGGCAGACAGUGAAUUCUGCAAGUUCAUUUCACCUUCUAUUGAUGACUUUCUUUUCUUCAAUCGGAAUGACUCCACCUCUUAUUCAUUGUUAUGGGAGACACUUAAAUCCUAUAUCAGGGGGCAGAUUAUUUCUUACUCCACUCUCUCUUAUAAAAGGCGCACUGCUAGGCUUAAUGAACUCAUAUCUGCGAUCAGUAACCUCGAUCAAAGAAAUGCAUUGAACCCUUCUCCAGAACUUCUUAAACAGCGUCUCAACUUACAGGCAGAAUUGAAUCUUAUUUCGACUAAAGAGGAACAACGUUUGUUGUUAGGUACUCGUGGUUCAUACUAUGAACAUGGUGACAAGCCGAGUCGUUUACUGGCAAAUCAGCUAUGGCGUCAGGCCACUUCCUGUCUCAUACCUAGUAUUAAAAACACUUAUAAUAUUGUCACUACAGAUCCCAUGGAAAUUAAUACUUUUAAAUCAUUUUACUCUUCUCUUUAUAAAUCCGAAUUUCCUGCAGACAAUACAAAAGUGAAUGCAUUUCUUCAAAACCUUUGUAACCCUGUUAUUGAUUCUAAUACUACCAAGCAACUGGACUCCCCACACUAUUUUAAAUUUUAAAUUUAGUUAAAACUAUGCACUCUAACCAAGCCCCUGGUCCGGACGGGUUUCCAAUUGGAUUUUUAAAAACGUUUAUUGGAAAAUGAGCUCCAUUGCUUUUAUCUGUGUUCAACAAAUCCUUGGAAUGUGGGUCUUUGCCUCCAACUCUGACACAAGCCACUAUAGCUUGUGCCCUUCUUAAGGAGGGUAAGGAUCCAACCUUCUGUGGUUCUUAUAGACCAUUGUCUCUGCUUAAUGCAGAUGUAAAGGUGUGGGCAAAAGUAUUUGCAUCUCACUUAGAGAACGUGCUCCCUUAUAUUAUAUCUGAAGAGCAAAAUGCUUUUAUAAAGGGAUGAGUUGAGGGGUCAGUUGUUUUUCAAUACCCAUAUUUUAUUUAUAAUUUAUUCAAAGCAUUCAGCUGAGCUUCCUGAGAUCGUCAUUUCUUUAGAUGCCGAAAAAGCAUUUGACAGGGUUGAGUGGGACUAUUUGUUUGCAGUUUUGAGGAAGUUCAGAUUCGGGGAUAAAUUUAUUACUUGGAUUUGCCUCCUUUACUCAUCCCCUAAAGCCAGGGUUCAGACGAAUGAUAUUUAUUCUGAUUAUUUUGCUCUUGGAUGAGGGUGUCGCCAAGGCUGUCCUUUAUCCCCUGAUUUUUGCUGUCGCUAUCGAGCCUCUGUCUAUCGUAUUAAGAUCUUCCCACUUGUUUAGGAAUAGUCCGAUACAGUGUCGAAUACAAAUUGUCGCUAUAUGCUGAUGAUUUGUUAUUGUAUGUAACCGAUCCUAUUGCCUCUAUGCCUGCUGUCUUAGGUGUUCUGAAAACCUUCAGUUUUGUCUCAGGUUAUAAAUUAAAUUUGGAGAAAAGCGACUGUUUUCCUGUCAAUACUACAGCAUUUUCUCUCCAACAGUCAGAUCUACCUUUUCGAUUUAGUCAGUCGGGGUUUAAAUACCUAGGUAUCAACGUGACACAUUCUUUAUCUAAUCUUGUAUCAGCUAAUUUCACUCCCCUUAUUUCAAAGGUUAAAUCCAACAAUCCAACAAGUUGGGGUAACCGCCCCCUUAUUCUAAUUGGCAGAAUCAAUGUUGUUAAAAUGAGUAUAUUACCGAAGUUUCUUUUCUUGUUCCAGCAAGUUCCUCUUUUUCUGCCAAAACAAUUAUUCGAUUCAUUGGAUAAAAUAAUUUGUUCUUUUAUUUGGGGUGGGAAGCCUCCAAGGGUUCGUAAAACAUACUGCAGAAUGGAGACUUAGUGGAGGACUUGCAUUACCCAAUUUUCUAUUCUAUUACAGGGCUGCGCACAUCCAUAAACUCUGCUACUGGGUUAAAUCUCCUGGAUCUUCUUGGUGUAAAUUAGAAUCAUAUUGUAGGGAAUCCUCUAUACCUGCUUUAUUUUAUUCCUCUCUACCUACAAAACUCUAUAACUUGAUAGAGUUGAUAAUCAAGUUGUCCUUAACACACUUAAGAUUUGGUAUCAAUUUAGUGCUUUAAAUUUGUAGGUGCAUCCUCUUUGGGUCCUUUAAGCAACAGCCACUUAUUUCCUCCAUCGUGUGUAGACUCUACAUUUGGUACAUACAGUAGAUAGAGUACAUAGAUUUACAUGGAUACGUCUGUGUGUGUGUGUGUGUGUGUGUGUGUGUGUGUGUGUGUGUGUGUGUGUGUAACAAUUAACCAACAUUGAAGGGUGCAACACACUCACAUCUCAACACACUUGCAGUUUUUGCAGGAACUGCAUUAUGUGGUUACUAUUAUUAUUAUUUUUCUGCCAAAAUAUUUGUCUGCUAUCUAGUCCCGCAGUUUUCAAGAUAUCGAAAUGGUGCCAAUGCCAAAUUUUUCAAUGUGGUUGGGAAAGGUAAGCAUGUAUACAGUGUUUUGAUGGGUUGUGCAGUUACUUGCAUGGCGGCAUUUGAAAUGCAUUUAGAACAUUUAGCCCUGCCAAAUAAAAUUUCCUUUAAUUUGAUUAAUAUGCAAACCCAUCGUUUGCAAACUAUUCCUAGGAUUUUUUCCGAACUAUGGUGUCACAUUACUCAAGUCAAGUCAAAUUUCAUUUAUAAAGCACAUUUAGAGACAACAGUAGUUGAUCCAAAGUGCUGUAUAAAGAAUAAUAUCAAAUUACAUUAAAUAACAUCAUAAGACAAAGAAUAAAAAGAAUUUUAAGAGAAGAUUUAAAAGUAGCGAAAGAUGGAACAGACCUCAAAUGAAAGGGGAGACUUCUCCAGAGUUUGAGACCAACCACAGAAAAGGCUCGAUCACCCUUUGUCUUAAUACAACAACAGGGUACAGAUAGAAGAAGUUUGAUUACAGGAUCUUAGUUUUCUGGUAGGAGAGUAAGGGUAAAGGAGAUCAGUAAUGUACUGUGGAUCAAGACCAGAAAGAGCUUUGUAUACAUAAAUAAGAAUUUUAAAAUCAAUUCUAAAAUUGACAGGAAGUCAAUGAGGAGAUGCCAAAACAGGGGAGAUGUGAUCCCUCUCUCUUUUUUUUUAUUAUCCCUAUUUAAAAUCUAGUUGCUGCAUUUUUCACAAGCUGCAGGUGAGCCAGUUCACUCUGUAAACAGUAAGGCCAAGAAACUUGAAACUUUGAGGGAUGGUAGAAUUCCCCUGGUCUACAACGGCACAAAGAGUCUUCUCAAUGGAUACUUUACUUUACUCUUACUCAAGUAAUUAUUCAUAUUAAUUACUCAAGUAACAGACAAAGUAAUAUUAUAUAACUAAUUAUAAGUAGUUUUACUUGUACUUGAGUAAAACCUUUGGCUACUCUAUCCACUUCUAAACAUACACACUGCCUGGCAAAAAAAAAGAUCGCUGUAUGGAUUUAAAUGAACAAAUACUUAAGAGUCUAUGAUUGGAUGAUUAUUGCAAUGAUUAAUGUGUUUCAGCUGGCAACAAUUCUUUUAACCCUAACCGAUGCAGUGUGUAGCUUCUCAUUUCUUAAACAACCAUGUCAAAAGACAUCCCAUUGUCGUGGAAAAGAGGUUACAGUGUUUCAGAAGGGGCAAAUUAUUGGCCGUCAUCAUGCAAAGUUAACAACUAAGGAGAUUGCUGAAAUCCCUAGAAUUGGGUUAAGAACUGUCCACCACAUUAUUAAAAACCUGGAAGGAGAGUGGUGAACUGUCAACUUUGAAGAAAAAAUGUGGUCGGAAAAAUUAAUAUUCAAAAUCUUGAAUGAUCAUGACCGGAGAUCUUUAAAACGUUUGGUGAAAUCACAUCAUACAUCAGUAGAACUCAUGGCUAUGUUUAAUAGUGAAAGCUCCAUCAAACCCCAUCAAAUGAUUCAGAAUGCAGCAGUACGCCUCGUCUUCAACCAGCCCAAGAGAACCCAUGUCACAUCCCUCUUCAUCUCCCUCCACUGGCUUCCUGUAGCUGCCUGCAUCAAAUUCAAAGCCUUAAUGCUCACCUAUAAGAAGACCUUGUCUGGAACAGCACCCUCCUACCUCAACUCUACCUCCUACCUCAAGGCUUAUGUUCCCUAACAUAAUCUGUGAUCAAUCAACGACUGACGCUUAGUAGUACCUACUCAGCGUGGCUCAAGGUCCCUUUCAAGAACCUUCAAACUAACUGUUCCUCAGUGGUGGAAUGAACUUCCAACCUCAAUCCAGAUCACAGAAUCUGUCAACAUCUUCAAGAAACAGCUAAAGACCCACCUCUUCCGUGAACACCUAACCAACCCCUAAAAUAAAAAAAAAUAAAAAAAAUAAAAAAAAAACUUACUCUGGCACCUACACCUCUACUCUGUGCAAUUUGCUUCUUCUGGAACUCAAUUAAUGGAUCUUGUAUGGUAGCACUACUUGUAUUGUUCUCUGCUUGAUAUCGCUUUGCUUGUAUUUUCUCAUUUGUAAGUCGCUUUGGAUAAAAGCGUCUGCUAAAUGAAUAAAUGUAAAUGUAAAUGUAAGUAAGAGCAUUUCCACAUGCACAAUGUGAUGAGGACUAAACAGCUGUGUGGCCUAAUCAAUGUGAGGCGAAUCAGAAAAAAAACGACUUAAAUUUGCUAAGUAGCAUAAAGAUUUGACUGUGGCACAAGUGAAAAAGAUCAUUUGGUCUGAUGAGUCCAGAUUUAAAUAUUCCAAAGCAAUGGGUGCAUAAGGUUAAGAAGGUAAGAACAUGAAGUGAUGCACCCACCAUGCAUAGUGCCUACUGUAAAAGCCUCUGGAGGCAGUGUUAUGAUCUAGGAUUGCUUCAAUUGGUCAUGUCUAGGCUCAGCAAUAUUAUGCAGCAAUAAAAUAAAAUCAGCUGAGUACCUGAAUGUACUGAAUAACCAGGUUAUCUAUAAAUAUUUUUUUUUAUUCCCUGAUAGAACAGGCAUAUUCCAGCAUGACAGUGCCAAGCUUCACCAGGCUCAAAUUGUGGAAGAGUGGUUCAGGGAGAAUGAGGAAUCAUUUUCACACAUGAAUUGGCCACCACAGAUUCCUGACCUUAAU